AUGGCCCCCAGUCCCCGGCAGCCCUUCAGUGGGCAGGGGGUGCGAAGAAUCUCCGGAUCGAAUGUUGGUGGAAGUGUCACCCUUCGGGUAGGCACAGUGAACGUUGGGACAAUGAAGGGAAGGAGUGCAGAAGUGGCGGACAUGUUGAAGAGAAGGAAAGUUGAUGUGUGUGGGUUUCAGGAGGUAAGGUUUAAAGGUGAAGGUACGAGAGUCAUAAAGGGUGAAGAUAAUGGAGCGAGAUUUAAGUGGUUUUGGAAGGGAAACGGAAGUGGCACGAAUGGUGUUGGCUUUGCGAUAAGAGAGGAUUGGGCGAAGUCGGUUGUAGCAGUGAAGAGAGUUUCGGACAGAGUCCUGAGAGUUGAUGUAGUUAUUGAGGCCGAAGUUGUGAGUUUCGUUGUGGUGUAUGCUCCGCAGGUUGGACGAAGUGCGGAGGAGAAGGAAAAGUUCUACGACAGCGUGUAUAGAGUGAGAGCAGACAUUAGAGGGCGAUGUGUGAUGCUUGGUGAUUGGAACGGUCAUGUGGGAAGCGUAAGAAAAGGAUACUGUGCGCAUGGAGGUUUUGGAGUUGGUGAUAUGAAUGCUGAAGGCGAGGCGAUAUUGGAGUUAGCAGCGAGUUGUGGGAUGGUGGUAGUGAAUACGUGGUUUAUAAAGGAAGAAAGCAAGCUUGUGACGUAUGAAUCUGGUGACAGUAGGACGGUUGUGGAUUAUAUACUGGUGAAUGAAGAAGAGAGGAAAAACGUGAAGGAUGCAAAGUGA
Messenger RNA from Xenia sp. Carnegie-2017, 756 nucleotides. RefSeq lists its product as uncharacterized. Gene Ontology annotation, cellular component: nucleus. Lineage: Eukaryota; Metazoa; Cnidaria; Anthozoa; Malacalcyonacea; Xeniidae. The transcript has a single exon. Gene Ontology annotation, molecular function: catalytic activity. The record is from RefSeq and is a predicted model, not a curated record. Gene Ontology annotation, biological process: chromatin remodeling. Bases 1 to 756 code for a protein of 251 amino acids.